Molecule: messenger RNA, 2119 nt
Organism: Marchantia polymorpha subsp. ruderalis
Lineage: Eukaryota; Viridiplantae; Streptophyta; Marchantiopsida; Marchantiales; Marchantiaceae
Source: the annotation of a GenBank genome assembly
CAAUGCUUCGUGCAUGGGGCUUGACUCUUACCAGCUUAUACCCAGUCACGUGUACCUAUCAUCCUUUCACAGUCACCAAUGCAAGAAUUCGUCGCGUCUGAAAGCAAAUGGCUUACGAGUGAUGCGGAUCAGCUGACUUUUCACAAAGCUAUUUCAGUCAAGCUUUCGGCCAAUCGCUUAAUUGGUCAAGAGUGAAUCAUCGAUUGCGCAUUCGCAACACAUCUGAUAGAGAAGAGUAGAGAGCAGAAUGAACAAUCCACAGCAUUGCGAGACAGAGCCGGUAUAUGAAUGGAUAAUUUAGACGCACGAGUAUAUACUCUUCUUAUUGAAUCAUAUGGUACAUCUAGAAUUAGAAUAAAUGCAACGCCACUAACAGCUAUAAAGAUACACGCAUACGGAUAUGGUAUACUAGUUUGAGGGUUAAUAAAACCAAAGUGAGGGAUAAGUAGCCCCUCCCCUAGACUUGAACGAGUCCCGUCGUCAUGAAUCGAUCUACAUGCGAUGGACAUCCUCACUGGAAGACAGCAUAGCGAGAGCGUUAAUUUCGUCUGUGUUGGCGAUGGUCAGACUAAAAUUUGGGGGACGACAUGACAAGUAGCAGACAUGACACUUGGCAGUCUGAUAACGCAACAACGCAGACCCAGGGAUGGAGGCAGGCUGGCAUGCCUGGAAAAGUGCACAAUGGAAAUUGGACGGAGUGAGUGAGAGAGAGAGAGUUCACAGAAGCAUUUGCUCAAGCAAGAAGUCAAGAUUUUCGAAGAAAGUGAUGGGACAAGGAAAGGUGGAAACACUUCGUGAAUCACCUCCCUUUGAGGUGCAGGAACGAGGGAAAAUUUUCUUCUUCUACAGACCGAAAGUAAACAUGGAUUCCGCUCAUAGCGUUGAUGACAUUCAACGCAUGUACUUAGUUCUGAGGCCAGAAUCUGGGGAGAAUGGAGUCGAGGAGAAGCAAAGUAGCCAGUCUGGGAAGGAAUCCAAGUUCAACGAAAGUAAACAAACUGAGACGAAAGAUGACAGCGCGGAAGAGGAAAGCUAUGCAGGAGCAGGCACCGACAGCACAGACAAGUGCAAUGAAAGAGCUCGCCCAAAGACAGAUUCGUAUGAGGUUGGAAUUGGUACAAUCGGAGACAAACUCAAUGAGGCCAAAGACUGUCGCCGGGACGAGCAAGAAACAGAGUCUGAGGACGAAGCAUCGUCGAAAGCACAAAGUAAGAGGAGGAAAAUAGACGAUGGAAGCGACAAGCAGUUCGAGGAUGAAAGAGUAGCAGGAAAUGGAUCAGAGAAGGUGGACAUUGCAAAGCAGACACUGCUGAGACUUUUAGUGAUUGGACGGAAGAGCUUGCCUGACCCUUCAAAACGAAGUCGGCCUUAUUGGGGGUUUGUCGAGCUUGUGACAACAGACGCUCAAGAUGUAAGGCAAGCACUCGCCGAAGAGACGUACGAAACAAAGACAAGGGGUCAGAGAGAGAAGCCUGCGUGCAGACCAGUCGGAGAGGGAAUCUACAUGCUAGUUCGUCGCAAAGACGGGAAGAAUGUGCACACGCACUUGAUAUACAAGUUGGAGCUCCCAGGACCGGAUGAACAUCACGAACCUCAAGAAGCUUUGAACAUCGAGGCAGAGGGAUCGUACCUCAUUCAGAUCAAGAAUCCGGAGCAGAGUAAUCCUCCCACUCAAGGUUUGCAGAACAAGAGGAAAGCCACGUAUCCUGCUCAUCUGCAAGAUCACAUUGGCUCCUAUAGCUUUGUAGCUGCUGAUCCUCCUGACUUUCUCAACUACGAAGGUUGUGAAUUCAUCCUAAUUUCAGCUUCCAAUGACAUCGAAGAGGAACUGGGUCUGGAGCUGGGAGGUGAACACAUGGCUACUAAGGAGCGGUCGGACCUUUUAAGUCUUUUCGAUGGGUACAACAACGACAGCAAAGCUCUCAUCACGCCCUUGAUAGAAGGGGAAUGGGCCUGAAGGCCAAGAAACUUAUCCAGAGUGAGACAUCAAUUCGAGAGGAAGUGAUUUGGAAAUCGGUUUUCAGUCCCGGUUCAGUGUAAUUUCCAAAAAACCGCAAAUUCAAGCUUUUUCACUUGGUCUGUGUCAUGGAUUUUUGAGAGAUUAAGAAAAGAGAUGUUU